ACGGCUGUUGCUUAAAACCCUAAUAUACCUUUCUCCCCAAAUUUCUUCAAUCCUUCACAUAUACUACUACUCUUCGUCACUUUCUUUGUAGAUCUUUUGUCUCAUUUUUGAAAGUAUGUCUGACGAAGAGCAUCAAUUCGAGUCUAAAGCUGAUGCAGGAGCAUCCAAAACUUUCCCUCAGCAAGCCGGUACUAUCAGGAAGAACGGUUACAUCGUUAUCAAGAAUCGUGCUUGCAAGGUUGUUGAAGUUUCAACCUCAAAGACUGGCAAGCACGGACACGCCAAGUGUCAUUUCGUUGCCAUUGAUAUCUUCAAUGGAAAGAAGCUUGAAGAUAUCGUUCCCUCUUCCCACAAUUGUGAUGUUCCACAUGUCAACCGUACUGACUACCAGCUCAUUGACAUUUCUGAAGAUGGAUUUGUGAGUCUGUUGACUGAAAAUGGUGGCACUAAGGAUGAUCUCAAGCUUCCAACCGAUGAUAGUCUGCUUACACAGAUUAAGGAUGGAUUUGCUGAAGGAAAGGAUCUUGUGGUGACAGUGAUGUCUGCCAUGGGAGAGGAGCAGAUCUGUGCUCUUAAGGAUAUUGGUCCCAAGUAAUUUUACCUUGUGUGGAUUGAGAGAGAUUUUAUAUGAAGAACUGCGUUUGCUAGAUUUGUGGUGGUGGUUAUUUAAGGAAAAAAAACUUUAUUAGGUUUCUUUUUUCUAUUUUACAAAUUUUUGUUUUGUUUUUGGUUAUUGUUGAUGUGCUAAAAAAGUCUUGAAAUUUGGGCUUGGGGAGAGGAUGGGCAAUAUGUACGUACACUUUGUAUCUCGAUAUGUUUGGGAUGCGACUUGUGUGAACUUAUGGAGUGGUUAUUCUGUUUCUCUUUGUUUCAUUUCUAGUGCU
Messenger RNA from Lactuca virosa, 884 nucleotides. The record is from the annotation of a GenBank genome assembly. NCBI's taxonomy places the organism in Eukaryota, Viridiplantae, Streptophyta, Magnoliopsida, Asterales, Asteraceae.